Messenger RNA from Histoplasma capsulatum G186AR, 2799 nucleotides. RefSeq names its product tyrosine protein kinase SWE1. The record is from RefSeq and is a predicted model, not a curated record. Gene Ontology annotation, biological process: protein phosphorylation. Gene Ontology annotation, molecular function: ATP binding; protein kinase activity. The transcript is spliced from 3 exons. NCBI's taxonomy places the organism in Eukaryota, Fungi, Ascomycota, Eurotiomycetes, Onygenales, Ajellomycetaceae. The coding region runs from base 1 to 2799 and encodes 932 amino acids.
AUGCCUGUUUCGAGAGUGGAAAAACGACGGAGUGGAACAUUUAGGCCGUUCCCUUCGACAUCCAGUCCGUUGAAGCGCAGCGAUGUUGUUAUGAAUCUUGACCAAACGCCUCUUCGAAGCCCUUCGGCCAAGCGACGUAGCGUGCAUGGUGCCAGCUUCACCUCAGACUUUAACCUGUUUGAAGCUGAAAACAGCAUAGGAAGCACACCAGAUAAACAACCAAAUCAAACCGAAAGCGAUCCUGCCAUCUCGAAUCUCUCUCAAGUAUCGUCCAACGUUUCUGUGAUCCCGAAACGCUCAUCGUCUCUCAGGAAAUCUACUCUCCAACAACGGCAAUCGGAGCGGUCCCUGUUUUCUCGUGCUAGAGCGGGUACUGAGAAUGACACCGAAUCCAUUCCAAACAGCCCGAUUUUUCUACGGAGCAACCAACCGAAAUCCUUUGAUGGCCACCUCUUUUUCUCCGUGCCUCGUGACGGCUCUUCCUCCAGUCAUAUUUUUUCCAAUCCUUCUGCCACACUUUUUUCAUCACACGCGAACCACAAAUCAACUCAGACUCCGCAUCCUGCUCCCCAUCCACUCUCGAGAACCAUUACACAGUCUUCGUCUAGUUCUAGCCUCGUUGACGAUUCGCCAACACAUGGGCCGAUCAACAGGUUUGAAAAGCCAAGGCCCAUCCUGAAUUUCUCCAAGUCGCUUCCGACUGGUUCGACACGGCCAGUUGGGCCCAGUCAACUAAGUCAGGAGAAUCCAGACACAUCUACGGAGUCAUUCGCGACGCCUGAAAACUAUAAGCUUGUGAAACCCCUCCCAGCGGCUUUUAUGUCCACGGGUCUCAUCUCCAAGAAAAACCGCAACGUGGAUGAUGUCCAUAACGUAUCUAUUACCAGCAAAAAUAUGCCCGACACCCCAUGUAAACGGCCACUCAAUAUGUUUCCAGGUGUUCAUAAGCCAUUACCCCAGUCAGCAACCGAAAAGACGAGAUCGAAUGGCCCUUCAUCUGGAACCCCUUGGACACCUUUCACUCAGCAACAUUCUACCGCAUCUCCUCACCCGGGUCCCUUUUCCAAAGGCAUGAGCAUUUUUGGCAAUUUCUAUGCAAAGUCAACUAUCUCGCGUCGUGGUAGCUUCAUCAGUGUGGAUGGAGACGACCUUUCCCAGUCUCAAUCGCCUUCUAGGAAAAAUGAUUCCCAGUCAACCAACGAUACCGAACUGCCCCCUACCCCCACAAAACAAACAUUUUUCCCCAGUGGCAGCCAUUUCUCUAAAUCACGCCCUCAUCGCCCUACCCACAGUCAAACACCUUCAUUCGAUUCGUUAUGUGGCCCUUCCGGACCCUGUUCAAGCCCUCUUGGAAAUAAAUCAUUGGGACGAGACUCCCCCCACACCCCACAAGAACACAUUUUGCCCCCCGAUCCAAGCGGCUUAUCGAUAUCAGCCCAAGGCGACCGGAGAUCCAACCCGCAAGAUCAUCGUUCAUCAGUGCUACCAGCAACGCCAACUGCUCCACGCGAGUACUUUGCACCAGUUGGGAAAAAAGCAAGUCUUUCUCUGGGCGGUUACAACGCACCAGAUAUAGACCCAAGCCUUACGUCUCGUUUUGAGAAGGUUGAAUUAGUGGGGACAGGGGAAUUCUCGCAGGUAUAUCGCGUCACUGAACCGCAAUCAACGACACCAUUUGGAUCACCAUUCCAGCCGACCUCCUUCUCGCAAACCCAUGAAAAACAAAACAAAACAACAGCAGUAACUCGUGCUGAACGGGUGUGGGCUGUGAAAAAGUCUAAUCAACCGUGUACGGGUCCAAAGGAUCGAGAACGCCGGAACAAUGAAGUUGUCGCCUUGAAAGCGCUGGCUAAUUGCGACUAUAUCAUUUCCUACGCCGACAGCUGGGAAUACAACAAUAUCCUAUAUAUCCAGACGGAAUUUUGCGAAGAAGGGAGCCUAGACUUGUUCCUGUCACAGGUGGGACUUAAGGCCAGGCUUGAUGAUUUUAGAAUUUGGAAAAUACUGCUUGAGUUGUCGUUGGGCCUCAAACACGUCCAUGAUUCUGGGUUCAUCCACCUGGAUUUGAAACCGGCGAAUGUUUUAAUAACCUUUGAAGGUGUCCUCAAGAUCGCGGAUUUUGGAAUGGCAAGCCGUUGGCCGGCUGCUGCUGGUAUUGAGGGCGAAGGGGAUCGUGAAUAUAUCGGCCCUGAAGUCCUUAUGGGAUGUUAUGACAAGCCUGCUGAUAUAUUUGCCUUGGGAUUGAUCAUGUUUGAAAUAGCAGGGAACGUGGAGCUUCCCGACAACGGCGUAUCAUGGCAAAAGCUUCGCAACGGCGACAUGAGUGAUGUUCCUAGUUUAACGUGGAGCCUAGAAACUAGCAAAAUACUCCGCGAUGCCUCUGGAAACCCACUCCCCGACAACAAUUGCACCUUUGAGCAGCUGUGUGCAUCCGACUCUGACGAACAACAACACUUUACCGACUCGCACUCUGUCAUUGGACACAACAGCAUCAAUGGCAAUGACCUUAGCCCAUUUGGUUCGUGUGGAAAGCAACCCUUCUCAUACGUUCGACGCGGUGAGCUCGCUGAGCCUCCAGAUUUUAUGAUCGACGCCACGAAUGAGCAGGCACUAGACACCAUCGUUCGAUGGAUGAUAUCGCCCGAUCCGGCCGAUCGGCCCAUUGCGGACCAAAUUAUCCAAACGUUCGGUGUACAAUGGGCUGAACGGCGGCGCCGAGCUGGAGCUACCAUCUAUGAAGGGAACUGGGGUCCUGCGGAUGAAGUUCUGGCGGAAGAUGCGGAGAUGAUUGACGUUUGA